Lemur catta (Ring-tailed lemur) is the source of this 1633-nucleotide messenger RNA. RefSeq names its product serine incorporator 5 (gene SERINC5). The record is from RefSeq and is a predicted model, not a curated record. NCBI's taxonomy places the organism in Eukaryota, Metazoa, Chordata, Mammalia, Primates, Lemuridae. Bases 89 to 1474 code for a protein of 461 amino acids. The transcript is spliced from 12 exons. Gene Ontology annotation, cellular component: membrane.
GGGGCGUGAGCCGCGGCGGAGAGGGGCGCCCGGGAGCCGGGGGCCGCAGCGGAGCCAGCGGGCGCACCCGUGGGCGUUGGCCGCCGCGAUGUCUGCUCGGUGCUGUGCGGGCCAGCUGGCCUGCUGCUGUGGGUCUGCAGGCUGCUCCCUCUGCUGCAACUGCUGCCCCAAGAUCCGACAGUCCCGGAGCACCCGCUGCAUGUACGCCCUCUACUUCAUCCUGGUCGUCAUCCUCUGCUGCAUCAUGAUGUCAAAAACUGUGGCCAACGAGAUGAAAGAGCACAUUCCUUUUUUUGAAGAUAUGUGUAAAGGCAUUAAAGCUGGAGACACCUGCGAGAAGCUGGUGGGGUAUUCUGCAGUGUACAGAGUCUGUUUUGGAAUGGCCUGUUUCUUCUUCAUCUUCUGCCUACUGACCUUGAAAAUUGACAACAGCAAAAGUUGUAGAGCUUAUAUUCACAAUGGCUUUUGGUUCUUUAAACUUCUGCUGUUGGGGGCCCUGUGCUCUGGAGCUUUCUUCAUUCCAGAUCAGGAGACCUUUCUGCACGCCUGGCGCUAUGUGGGAGCCGUUGGAGGCUUCCUCUUUAUAGGCAUCCAGCUCUUCCUGCUCGUGGAGUUUGCACAUAAGUGGAACAAGAACUGGACUGCAGGCACAGCCAGUAACAAGCUGUGGUACGCCUCUCUGGCCCUGGUGACGCUCAUCAUGUAUUCCGUUGCCACUGGAGGCUUGGUUUUGCUGGCAGUUUUCUAUACACAAACAGACGGCUGCGUGGAAAACAAAAUUUUCCUGGGAGUCAAUGGAGGCCUGUGUCUGCUUAUCUCUGUAGUAGCCAUCUCACCCUGGGUGCAAGAGCGGCAGCCGCACUCAGGGCUCCUGCAGUCAGGGCUCAUAAGCUGCUAUGUCGCCUACCUCACUUUCUCAGCCCUGUCCAGCAAACCUGUAGACGUAGUUCUAGAUGAGCAUGGGAAGAAUGUUACCAUCUGUGUGCCCAGCUUUGGUCAAGACCUGUACAGAGAUGAAAGCUUGGUGACUGGGCUGGGUACUGGUCUGUUGAUCGCAUGCAUCAUAUAUUCAUGUUUGACAUCCACAACAAGAUCAAGUUCUGAUGCCCUGCAGGGGCGCUACGCAGCUCCUGAACUGGAAAUAGCUCGGUGCUGUUUUUGCUUCGAUCCCAGUGUCGACGACACUGAAGAACAGGAGCAGGUAAAGGAGGGACCAAGAGUCAUUUACGAUGAGAAGAGAGGCACCGUCUAUAACUAUUCCUACUUCCACUUCGUGUUCUUCUUGGCUUCCCUCUAUGUGAUGAUGACUGUCACCAGCUGGUUCAACUAUGAAAGCGCCCACAUCGAAGCCUUCUUCAGCGGGAGCUGGUCCAUCUUCUGGGUCAAGAUGGCCUCCUGCUGGAUCUGUGUGCUGCUGUACCUGGGGACGCUGGUCGCUCCUCUCUGCCGUCCUACCCCGCACUUCUCCGUGUGAGGACGUCGGCAGCGCCCUUGGCUCGGCAGGCCUGCAGCCGUGCGAAGACAUCCUUUGCACAGUGUCCCGGGGGUGUGAGCAGUGACUGGUGCCCUGUGUUUGAGUGGGUCUGAAAAGGCUUUCAGAAAAAAAUCUCCUGAUCCGCUUUUUAAUUUUUAA